AUGAAAGCAAGGGAGGAGGAGGAUGGGGUUAAUGAGGAGGAUGUGAAGGCAAAGGAGGAGGAGGAGGAGGUUGAUGAGGAGAAUGUGAAAGCAGAGGAGGAGGAGGAGGAUGAUGGGGUUAAUGAGGAGGAUGUGAAAGCAGAGGAGGCGGAGGAUGGGGUUCAUGAAGAGGAUGUGAAAGCAGGGGAGGAGGAGGAUGAUUGGGUUCAUGAGGCGGAUGUGAAAGCAGAGGAGGAGGAGGAGGAGGAUGGGGUUAAUGAGGAGGAUGUAAGGUUUGGUGUUGUAGGUGAAGUGCCGGAAGUAGAGGGUAAUGUGAUGGAUGGGCUGAACUUUGAGCUAACACUUGGACAAGAUGUUGUGGAGGAGGAAGAAGAGGUGAAGAAUGCGGAGAUGAUAGACGUGGACAAGUGCAAGGAGGAUGCUGAGUUGGAGGAUCGAGAGGAGCAAGGACGGUGGGAUUUGGAUGGGAAGAACAACAUGGGAAGGCAUUUCAUGGAGCGUUGUAGUAUGGAAGAAGAUAGGGGGUUUGGCAGCCUUGAGGAUAGGAAGGAGGAUGAGGGAGAUAUGGAAGAGGACGAGGACGAGGACGAGGGAGAGGGAGAGGAAGUAGAGGAGGAAGCUGAGGAUGGGCUUAAUAUUUUAUCAAAUGUCAAUGCUCUUGAAGGGGAUGGCCUCACAGGUAAUUUACUUCAAACAAUGGAGGCAAACCUAAUGGGUUUUGGUUCACAGGGGCAGAUUCAUGACCAUGCUAUGGUGGAUCUUCGGGUUGAUAUGCGGCAAAUGGGUUCUACUGCACCAUUUUUUAAUAAUAAUAACACAGGAAAAAGGGUGAUGGAGCAUGACAAUGAUAUCCCACAUCAUUCACUUAACAAUAGCAACAAGAGGUUAAGGAUCAGUGACACAUGGGAUCAGAAGCCUGUAGAUUUUGGAACAUGCAUGGCGCAAAUGCAGCAUUUCAUGGAAAGAGCUAGGGUGAUGUAUGAGGAGAAGGAACAGGCUCAGGAGCAUUUGAGUCUAAACCAGCAGCUCUUGCUUAAUGAGUUGCAGAAACGGGAUAACGUGAUAGAACUCUUGCAUAAGACUAAAUUGGAAGAGAUACAGAAAAGAGACAGGGAACUUUAUCGUUAUGAACGUGAGCUGUAUUUAAUGGGGGGUAUAUUGGAUGGUUAUAGGAAGGCCUUAAAGGAAACCCAAAGGGCAUUUGCAGAAUACAGGCAAAGGGCUCAGCUUCCUGAAGAACCAUUAUACAAGGAUGCUGGACCUGGUGGUCUUAUGUUGAGCACGGGUGAAAUAGAGAAGCUACGUGAGAAACAAGAAGAAGAAUAUCGGAUGAAUUGCUUAAUUUUAGAACAGAAGGCAAAGGAAGCAGAAGAGGACUAUACUGGUCAAUUUGAAGCAUUUCUUGAGAAGAUUAAUAUGUUAGACAAGAAAUUGACAGGUCUCGAGACAGAUGCUAAAGAGCUUAUCGAUUCCGGUAUACAGGUCGUUAAUAGCUCCAUAUUUUUCAACUUGGGUUGA
Messenger RNA from Fraxinus pennsylvanica, 1518 nucleotides. NCBI's taxonomy places the organism in Eukaryota, Viridiplantae, Streptophyta, Magnoliopsida, Lamiales, Oleaceae. The record is from the annotation of a GenBank genome assembly.